GGAGCGGAGGAGCAUCUGGAGGAGCGCUGGCCGGCUGGGGAGGUGGAGGACGGGGAGAGACGAAGAAGGAGGAUCCGGGAGUCGGCGAGAAAAGAAAAAAACGGGGUCAGGCCUGGGACUUAGGCAAAACGGGGGAUCCAAACGAGGGAGGAUCAUUCAGUCAUUUUUUUGUUUUGUUUGACUUUUCUGUUGCAUUGGACCGCCACUCUUUUGGCGAUGCCAUCCAACACGGUCACCACCGCCGCUGCUUUCAAGAGCCCCAGCUUCAACUGUGACAGUGGUGGAAACCUGAUGACUGAGAGUUCAAGGCUGGAGAAGGAUCUUCCUGCAGCGGAGAGGCCAGCGCUCAGCACUCCGGUCCGCAGAGUGGGGCGACCCGGCCGCAAACGCAAGCACCUCCCCGUGGAAAACUGUGGAUCACUGAAAGAUCUGGUGGGCGUGGCUAAGAAUCACAGAGGGGUGGAGCUCCAGUCCUGUUCGCAGGUUCAGGUUCAGAAUGGAGAUGUGGGAAAGAGGCAUGAGGACAGAUCCUCCGAGUGCUCUUAUCCCACGCAGGACAAGAAUGCUCCGGAAAACGGUCUCCCUCGUCCUGCAGGCUGCAGGGCUCAGUGCCCCGCUGACCCGAGCAUGAGCCCCUCCGUGGAGAACGGAUUUGCUCUUGCCCGGGACGAGCGCGACUCCGAGAAGGACAAAGAGGAGACGCUGCCAACUCUGCCUCGCAAGAAACGAGGGAGACGGAAACUGGAGCGGCCGACUAAAUACGUCGAGCACAAGGAGGACGAAAGUGGAGACUUCUUGAAGAAUGAGGGAGCUCGAGGCAGGCUCCGUGGGGGAGUGGGCUGGGAAAUCAGCCUGCGGCAGAGACCCAUGCCCAGAGUAACCUUCCAGGCGGGUGACCCUUAUUACAUUAGCAAGAGGACCAGGGAGGAGUUGCUGGCCAAGUGGAAGAUGGAGGCGGAGAAAAAGGCCAAGCAGGUUUCCGGGAUGAACUCGAUGGAGGAGCACGGAGAGGUGGAGGCCGAGCCUCAGAAAGCCAGCGGCACCAUCAGCAGUCCACUGACCCCUGCACCACCACAACAACAGCAACAACUAGCCCAGCCUCAGGCUCUUCCCAAAGCCCAACCUCAACCACAACCACAACCCCCUCCUCAGCAGCAACCUCCACCUCAGCAGCAACAACAACAGCAGCCUACGGAUCCUGCUUCCCCAACAGUGGCCACUACCCCAGAGCCAGUGCCUAUAGGGGAUGGAGACAAGACUUCUCCCAAGUGCUCUGACACAGAGGCCGAGUAUGAGGAUGGUCGAGGCUUUGGAAUUGGCGAGCUGGUUUGGGGGAAACUGCGUGGCUUCUCUUGGUGGCCUGGACGCAUUGUCUCCUGGUGGAUGACAGGACGAAGCCGAGCUGCUGAGGGAACAAGAUGGGUCAAGUGGUUUGGCGACAGCAAGUUCUCCGUGGUCUGUGUUGAGAAACUAUUGCCUUUGAGUUCCUUCCACAAUGCCUUUCACCAGCCAACUUACAACAAACAGCCAAUGUACAAGAAAGCCAUCUACGAGGUGCUACAGGUAGCCAGCAGUAGAGCAGGAAAAGUGUUCCUCACGUGCCCUGAGAGUGACGACACUGACACCUCUAAGUCGGUGGACAUGCAGAACAAGCAGAUGAUUGAGUGGGCCAUGACAGGAUUCCAACCCACUGGCCCCAAGGGCCUAGAGCCACCUGAAGAGGAGCGCAACCCAUAUAAGGAAGUGUACCCUGAGAUGUGGGUGGAGCCCGAAGCUGCAGCCUACAUGCCCCCGCCCGCAAAAAAGCCCCGCAAAAGCACGAGCGCAGAGAAACCCAAGGUCAAAGACAUCGUUGACGAGAGAACUCGAGAGAGGCUUGUCUACGAAGUGCGACAGAAGUGCAGGAACAUCGAAGACAUCUGCAUCUCUUGUGGAACACUGAAUGUUUCCCUUGAGCACCCACUUUUCAUUGGAGGAAUGUGCCAAAGCUGUAAGAACUGCUUCCUUGAAUGUGCGUACCAGUAUGAUGACGACGGUUACCAGUCCUACUGCACUAUCUGCUGUGGAGGGAGGGAGGUCCUCAUGUGUGGAAACAACAACUGCUGCAGGUGUUUCUGUGUGGAGUGUGUGGAUCUGCUGGUGGGGCCAGGGGCAGCGCAGGCAGCUAUAAAAGAGGACCCGUGGAACUGCUACAUGUGUGGCCAGAAGCCCCAGUACGGACUGCUGGAGCGCCGGGCCGAUUGGCCCAGCCGCCUGCAGCACUUCUUUGCCAACAACCAUGACCAAGACUUUGAACCUCCAAAGCUAUAUCCUCCAGUUUUGGCAGAGAAGAGAAAACCCAUUCGUGUCCUAUCGCUCUUUGACGGCAUCGCCACAGGGCUGCUGGUGCUGAAGGAAUUGGGCAUUCAGGUGGAGCGCUAUGUGGCAUCUGAGGUGUGUGAGGAUUCCAUCACUGUGGGUAUUGUGAGACAUCACGGGCGCAUCAUGUAUGUUGGCGACGUGAGGAAUGUCACGCACAAACAUAUACAAGAGUGGGGGCCUUUUGAUCUUGUCAUAGGUGGAAGCCCUUGUAAUGAUCUGUCCAUAGUUAAUCCAGCACGGAAAGGUCUCUAUGAGGGCACUGGUCGGCUGUUCUUUGAGUUUUACCGGCUUUUACAUGAAGCUCGUCCUAAAGAAGGAGAUGAGAGGCCGUUCUUUUGGCUUUUUGAGAAUGUAGUGGCCAUGGGCGUCAGUGACAAGAGGGACAUCUCUCGCUUUUUAGAGUGCAACCCUGUGAUGAUAGAUGCCAAGGAAGUGUCUGCUGCACAUCGUGCCCGCUACUUCUGGGGUAACCUUCCUGGCAUGAACAGGCCGCUGACUGCCAUGAACUCUGACAAACUGGAUCUUCAAGACUGUCUGGAACACGGCAGGACUGCUAAGUUUGAUAAAUUGAGGACCAUCACCACUCGGUCGAAUUCCAUAAAGCAGGGCAAAGACCAGCACUUCCCUGUUUACAUGAAUGAUAAAGAGGACAUCCUGUGGUGCACUGAGAUGGAGAGGGUGUUUGGCUUCCCUGUCCACUACACAGACGUGUCCAACAUGAGCCGGCUGGCCAGACAGAGGCUGCUGGGCCGUUCUUGGAGCGUCCCGGUCAUCCGCCACUUGUUUGCACCACUCAAAGAGUACUUCGCCUGUGUGUGAACCCCAACGCAGCGAGGAGAAGAGAAACCCAAAUUGAUGUAUGAAAUAACAAGAGCCUUGUAUAUUAUUUACAGCAUAAACAUCAAAGUAGGUAUUUCUUUUGUUUUCAAAAAAAUAUUUGACUCUUUUUUAUUCUAUUUAAUUGUUUUUUUUUUUAUUCAAUUCAUUUUACUUUUUAGCAGUGUUAUCCAGAAUUUGAACUGAUUUAUGUGUGCAAGCUAUACUUGAGAUGGGGCCUCCUAUCAAGGCACUGAGAGACAAAAGUGAGAAAGUAAAUGAUGGAAAAGUAGUAGAUCGUUCAUUUCACUGGCAUAAGUUACAGAUAGAGUUUGGCGUUGAGUAACUGGGCUGGGUUUUUGGGCCGCUACAUCGCUCACUUUUUUUCUCUUCUCCAACGACUGAGCCUUGGCGAGAGCAAAAAAAAAAAACACAACAAAAGGUGUCUUUCUCUUCAGUGUCAGGGGAGCUCUGUCUUAACCAAUCCAAAACACUACAUCACAAAUACCUCUUUGUUUACAGUUUCUAUACACUAACUGAAGGUAAUAAAAGGUACUACUGUAAUAGGUGACAAUAUGGUGCUUCAAGGUGGUGAAAAACAUUGCAACUCAUGUGGUGCUACUACUUCAAAACCGGAUGGGGUCGCCUUUAGACCGUUAGCCAGGUUAAAAAAAAAAGUGAUGCUAAACUUCAAACGAGGACUCGUCAAAGCCAGGUCUGCCACAUCUCAUUUUGUAUUUUUUACAGUGUUUUAUACAAUACCUUACUGGUGCUCUAUUCCAACUCCUCAGCCUUGCAGUCACUGAGGUCCGUUCCUGCGUCCAUAAACACACACACACACACACACACACUCACUCGCACACAGAGUGUGCUGGCCUGCCACAUGGGCCGUGAUGUUUUUUUGUCAUCCAUACCUUGAGAUCAACGGCUGUGCUGAGCUACAUUUUUUCUAGCGUCACACAGGCCAGAAUCAUUACUGUACAACUCUCAGCAUGCGCGGCGGUCGCAGGGUGGGCAGCGUCGGGUUUGCUCUUGGCCUGCUGGACCCCCCUCUAUAGCCCCUCGCAGGCUAUCCUCAGUCAGGUGCAAAACUUAAAAAAAGGUGCGGCUUCACAAUGUUCUUCUACCUUUUUAUAGCAAAUUUUUUGUGCUGUGUUACCAACAAUAUCAAGCACUUUUGUAUAUGUAUACUUCUUUUUAUUUCCGUUGAUAUUUUUGAAUAUUUCUUCUUGACUCUUGUGAAUUUUUUUAGCUUUGUUUUGUUUUGUUUUUUUUUUCUUUAGUUAUGUUCUAUGAUGUGAAACUCUCUUUACCAUUAUAUGAGGUAAUCCUUUUUUCUGUACAGUAGGGCUGUGCCAAUAGAUGUGAAAAGAAUGGGUUCAUAGGUUAGGGGGAAGUUCACCUGUCGUUCUGUUGGUGAAUUGGGCUAAAUCAAAAUGCCACCCUGAUCUGCUACAGUGGUGCUUCGUCAUAAUCCACAUUAAGUACUGUCUGCUCCCAGUGUCGUGCGUAUAUGAGCCUAAAAGUACCUUUCGCUAGAUAUGCCAUUUGACGGAUGCUUCUCUCGUGUUGUCAUUAGCGAUGUCUAGUCUCUCCCUAUUAGUUCUGCGGUUGUUUGGAUCACGUCAAAGCAUGUGGCCAUUUAAGGAGCAUAUACCUUUUAAAGGAAUCUAAAUUGUGUUUGCAAGGCUAAAAAACUGACUAAUGUACUCUACUUAACAAGGUAGGCCUGUAUUAUUGGCGGCUUAUGGAAAUUUGUGAAGUGGUUUAGAAUUAUAGUAAAAGUCUAUGUGCAUUUAAAUUAUUGUACUUAGUACAGAUUUGCUCAUUGGCAAACUAUCAUACGAUGUUUUACAGAAACAAAUUAGAUUUCUUUCUUUUAUAUAAGGCAUUGCACUGCAUACAUACCUUAAUCUUGCUUACUGUUCUGCAGUAACUCCUUUCUUGCAUUCAGAUGAUAUCAAUGCCCAUAUUUUUUGUACAUUUUGUACAUAGAAUAUGUCUGUUGCUGUUUUUGACUGUUUUAAAAUGACCUAUGAGAUGUACAAAUAUAAUUCUUUGCUAAUAUAUAUCAUGGAAUCAAAAAAAAAGUCUCCAAUUGCAAAGAGAGGGGUAAUUGACAAAAUUGCGACAUGAAAAAUUGACAUAAGCUAUAGAGCAGUGGGGUGGGAAGACUGCUGGUCUUUUGUGUUUCAUAUUUAUAUGUCGUGUGUUGAACAAGGAAAGCAAAAAGAAUGAAUUUGCCAAGUGAUCUUAACAGUAGAUGGAAAAUUCCAUCUUUACUGCACAGCCCUACAUACAAAAAGUCUGUUUUUAUUUGCGUUUAAUUCUUUUAUAAGUAAUAAAAGGGGGAUUGUAGGUGUUUCCUAAGGUGCUAAACAUUUUAUCUAAUUGAGAAAAAACUAUAUUAUUUGGAAGAGAAAUAAACUUGUCUUGACAAUGACUGUUUUUAUGUUCCUUGUAGUAUUGGAAAAGCACUAUUAUUUUACUCUCUCAUAUAAAUAUAUUAACAAAGGCAUUUUAACUUUGUACUUGAAAAAAAUGAUAAUGAAAAGAUUCUUAUAUUGUUUUAGAAUAGACAUUGCUGUAGUUGGUGCUUAUCUGUGGGAAAAUCAUGUACUCAUAUUAGGAAGUAAGAAAAAAAAUUGUAAUAACUUUUGCUGUUAACAUGUACUUGCUUAAUAUCCAGGCAGCAUUGCUUUUAAGUCCUACAUUCCAUGCCAUAUAUCCAGCCCUCCAUCUUUUGUUCCUUUUGUUUUGUUUUUUUUUUAGAUCAUUUUUAUUUUAUAUAUUUUUUGGCUACUGUGGCCUAUUUGUUUGCUCUCGUAACAGGUUCUCUAUAUAUAUCUCAGUGACACUGUUGAUUUUGUGUGACCUCUUCUGUGUCAUAACUGUUUUCAAGCCUUCUCCUUUCGAGAUCAGCUCAUACAGCAGAUGUAGCAGUCAUUUUCCACCUCUCCUCCCUCUCUCUUUUGUUAUGUGCCCAGAACGAAGAAAAAAGGCUCCUUAUGUACUUGUGCUGGAGAACACUUGAAUAAAUGUAUUGUUUUUUGUGCAAAAACGA
Molecule: messenger RNA, 6241 nt
Organism: Colossoma macropomum (tambaqui)
Lineage: Eukaryota; Metazoa; Chordata; Actinopteri; Characiformes; Serrasalmidae
Gene: dnmt3ab
Product: DNA (cytosine-5-)-methyltransferase 3 alpha b
Exons: 23
Coding region: 217-3180 (987 amino acids)
Biological process (GO): negative regulation of DNA-templated transcription
Cellular component (GO): cytoplasm; nucleus
Molecular function (GO): methyltransferase activity
Source: RefSeq, a predicted model, not a curated record